AUGCGAAUUCUUUACAUUGGCGUUUUGUUCCUGCAUUUUGCAUUGGCCGAAAGCAUACAAUGCGAAAAUGGGGGAUUUCCCAAUUCUGAUGGGAUUUGUGAUUGUCCGUCGUAUUUCAAGGGAGAUAAUUGUUCUUCAAUUGAAUGUUUGAACGGAGGAUAUGUUGAUGAAAAUGGAGGAAAAUUUUGCAUAUGUCCACCAGGAUACCUCGGAAUUCAUUGUGAAGCCGUGAAACCGUCACCAGCAGCUCACGCGCAGUUCAGAACAAUGGAUUUCUCGUUGAACAUUAUGAACUUCAAUUUGUACACUCCGUACUGGGUGAUUUAUAUCGAUGCAGAAGAAAACAAAAAUAUUAGUGCUCCUGAAUAUGCAGGCCUCUACUGGUGCUAUCCUGUCAAAAUUUACAAAAACAUUGUAAAAUUCAUAAAAAAAGCGUCAUUGCAGAAUAGUGCGAUAACAAUUAUUACGCAGCAUCCUCCUAACGACGAUAAUUUUGAGGAAGCUCGUUCAAUGGUUCUCGCUUUUGGAAUUAAGAUAAAUGUUCUUUGGAUUCCUGAUGACACCUUCAACCCAUGUACUUCCCCAGAGGUGGACCAUUUUAGGAAUUUCGCCGAAAAUAGCGGUGGAAUAUUUGCCAAAUUACAAACGUCGGAUAAAGAGGAUUCAAACACAGAAACGAUUGUCCGACAAAUUUUAAUGACACAUCGAAAUCCGCAAUAUUUUGCAUUGAAACGUUUCAAUAAAUGCAGUGAAGGAGCUGUUGAUUUCCAGCCGGAUCCAAAUAUCGCCGGACCAUAUUACUUGACAUUAUUUGGAGGUCCGUUCACCAACAUGCCAUAA
Molecule: messenger RNA, 840 nt
Organism: Caenorhabditis bovis
Lineage: Eukaryota; Metazoa; Nematoda; Chromadorea; Rhabditida; Rhabditidae
Source: the annotation of a GenBank genome assembly